This is a messenger RNA of Panicum virgatum (switchgrass), 2736 nucleotides long. RefSeq names its product pentatricopeptide repeat-containing protein At3g14580, mitochondrial-like. Gene Ontology annotation, molecular function: protein binding. Bases 161 to 1252 code for a protein of 363 amino acids. The record is from RefSeq and is a predicted model, not a curated record. The transcript is spliced from 5 exons. Lineage: Eukaryota; Viridiplantae; Streptophyta; Magnoliopsida; Poales; Poaceae.
CCAUCCUUCCUGGCUUUCUGCUCUUCUUCCUGUCUGGCCACUUCGCCGCCGGGGGACGGCCGCCGCCUCCGCUUCUCCACCUCCGGCUCCGGUCCUUCCCCUCUCGCCGCUGGGCGGGUGUCCGGCACAGUUGACCUCCCUCCCGCAAAGUCCGCAGAUCAUGUCGAGAGCCUUAGCGCGUCGCCCGGUGCCUCCUUUCCUGAGACUGCGCUCCACCAUUUGCGACGACGGCUACUGGAUGGGUAGAUUGGACCACAAGGACUGGCUCGCCCCAAACGAGGUGCUCAAGAUAUUUGCCAACAUCAGGGACCCUAGCCUGAUAACCAGUGUGUUCAAUAAAGCAUGUAACCGAAGGGACUACAAGCCCAGUGAGGCGCUCUACAGCUUGAUGAUUGACAAGCUGGCCUGCGCCAGGAGGUUCAGUGAUGUAGAGGAGUUGCUGGCCAGGGCAAGGACUGAAAAGUUCAGGUUUUCAGACGACUUCUUCUACAGGCUGAUCAAGAUGUACGGCAAUGUGGCAGAACACCCUCAAAAAGCCAUCGACACGCUCUUUGCGAUGCCUGGGUAUAACUGCUGGCCUUCUACAAAGACAUUCAAUUAUGUUCUUCACAUGCUUGUGUGUAAGCGGCAGUACGAGGUUGUCCAUGAGAUCUACUCGAGUGCGCCCAGGCUUGGGGUGACGUUGGACACAUGCUCCUUCAAUAUUCUUGUCAAGGGUUUGGCCCAAUUUGGUAAAUUUGAUGAGGCAAUCUCUUUGCUGCAUGAGAUGCCAAAGCAGGGAUGCCGGCCUAAUGUGACGACCUACUCAACUUUGAUGCAUUUCCUUUGUCAGCGCUGUCAGGUUGAUAAAGCAUUUGAGCUGUUUGAGAGAAUGCAGAAGCAGGAUAUUGCCGCAGAUACAGUUGUGUACAAUAUUUUGAUCUCUGGUCUCUGCAAGGAGGAAAGAGUGACUGAGGCCUUCAGUCUGUUCAAAUCAAUGACAUCUAAAGGGUGCUAUCCUAAUUCAGGGACUUAUCAGGUACUUCUUGAUGGUCUUAUCAGUUCAGGAAAGUUCGUGGAGGCCAAGAAUCUAGUUAGCAUCAUGAGUAGAGAAGGCGUAAGGCCUAGUUUCCAAUCCUACAAGCUGCUGAUUGAUGGCCUAUGUAGUGAUGACUGCUUAGACGAUGCACACCUUGUCUUGAAGCAAAUGGUGGGCCAAGGUUUUGUUCCUCGAAUGGGCACUUGGAAAAAACUUCUCACAUCCAUGUGCUAAUAUUUUUUUCAUGUUGGCGCUUUUAUUGACCUAAGAAGACAACUAAAGGAGAUCUUCAAAUUUCUCAAGACAUCUGAGUAGAGAACUUCAAGUUUUGCCAGAGGAACUGCAGGAUCAAUAGCUUAGUUUCUGCAACUUUUGCAUAUUGCAGCCAUAUUGGAAAGAAACAGUGAUAUCAGCCAAUCCCAAAUUAGUCUAUUUUUUUUUUCUCAAACAUGCAGGAGAGCUGCGUAUCUUUAUAUUAAGAGAGAAAGAGUGAUCCAAUUACAAAAAAGAUUGAGUAAUGUAAAGAAACUAGUAAAGGGUUGUCACAAAAUCUAACACGCAGGACCGGACAACUAAACCCAAGAAUCCUAAGUUUGGGUUCCUCCCAGCUCGAGGCAGAGGAUAGUAAGCCUUUUAGCCCCAGAAAACUGCCACAGGCUGGCCUCAUCCUUGAAAGCUUGAAUUGCCACUUGCAAAUUUGGGGGAGAUCCAUCAAGCACACAAGUGUUUCUAUGUUUCCAUAGUGUCCAAGCUCCCAGAAUGCAGAAGGAAUUGAAACCCUUUUUAAGCUGUUUUGGAAUCCUCCUCUCAGCUUUCUUCCACCAACCAGCAAAAGAAACUCUCCUUGCAGGUGUCAAACUUUCCAAGGUGAGAGGCUGCAAAAUAGCGCACCAGAGCUGUCUUGCAAAGACACAUGUCGUGAGAAUGUGUUGGACUGUUUCGUCUUCUUGAUCGCAUAGAGGGCACCGCUCAGGAUGAGGCAGACGAUUCCGAAGGGCCAGCCAUAGAAAAGUUUUACAUUUGCCCGGUGCCCAAGUUUUCCAUAGUUUCUUCCACGGUUCGAAGGUGAUUUAUGCUUGAGUGGUGGAGCCUUCUCUUCUUCUCUCGAGAUGUGGUUUGCUUCCAGGCCAACAAUAUGAAGAUGCAUGCCAUGAGUUUUGAUUCGGUCAACUUGCAGCAGGGAAAGAAUGUAGUGAGUAAGGAAGCAGCUGCAUAGCCAGCAAGCAUAGGACAGCACUGUUGUAUCUCUGUUUGACAGAAAAACCCUGUGCUAUGAAGCUGUAGAGGCAGCCAAGGCAAGGCAGGGAAACUUUGAUUUGCCAAGCGUCAGAAUCUAGAUUCUUGUUGGAGUCUGCAUAAUAUUGCUUCUCAAAUUACAGCCGGAGAAAUGGGGACGACAAUUUAGAUGCCCAUAUAUAGAGCAGCAUAUCCUUCAGAAAACAGAACUACUCUGGUUUGAGGGCAGACAUAUGUCUACCUAAUUUGUUUUUUUUUUCUGAACGAAUGUCUACCUAAUUUGUAAUGUUUAUGAGGAAAUUGUGAUAGUCUGGAAGCACCAUCUUAUUAAGUAAUGGCUGACUAAUGUGUACAUAGUACUAGACAAUCAUGUGCACAUGACUUGGAUCGUGAAAGUCGUAUGUGCUUUCAACUAUCUUGUACUGGAAUAGAAGUGUAUUGCACAGGACAUUUAUCAUGGUCGGUACAAUACUUCAUUUCAA